CUGAUUCGCCGUUUGCUUUGUCAAAGUGACAAUUGCUAUACAGAGAGGUGGUACGUUUGUGUAUUUUAGAAUAUUUGUUAUAAAUAAACAAAUAGUACCGGUAUGGGUCGCCGUAAAUCAAAAAGAAAGCCUCCGCCAAAAAGGAAAGCUAUAGAACCACUCGACCAACAGUUUAACUGUCCCUUCUGUAACCAUGAAAAAUCUUGCGAAGUGAAAAUGGAUCGAGCGAGAAAUACGGCGAGAAUACAAUGUCGAGUUUGCCUAGAAGAUUUUCAAACCACAACCAAUGUUUUAUCAGAACCCAUAGAUGUUUAUAAUGACUGGGUUGAUGCCUGUGAAACUGCUAAUUAGUUUUAAGGUUAUUUUAAGUUUCAAGAUAAUUAUGUUAUUCAAGAAAAGUAUGCUUGGUUUAAAUUGAAUAAAUAUGUAUAUUUAAUUAUGUCCAUUGCGACCAUUAAUCUCACAUAUUUUUAUUAAAAUCUUUAAAAAUGAAAUUAUAUCUAUUAUUUUGGCUAUGUAGUCCCAAGCAUUUAUAACUAGACUGAAAUUGUUUUAGCUCUAGUUUCAGCAGUUGCUAUGAAAAAGUCCCACACAAUGCUCUAAUAAUGUAUUCUUCACGGUGGAGAAAUGGGUAGACUACAAAUACUCAGAUUAUGAAAAUAGAUUUUCAUAUAUUCAAUUAGUUAAUGUCCAUUAAUUUAAACCUAUCCAUGUAUGAAUUUAAAGAACCUGUUCAAUAUUUGUCACUUGGUGUAAGUCAAUUCUGAAGAUUAAAAUAUUUAAUUAUAGAACAAGGACAUUGCAAUUUCCCAUUAUAUUUUAUGAU
Messenger RNA from Nymphalis io (European peacock), 826 nucleotides. Its product is annotated as transcription elongation factor 1 homolog. Gene Ontology annotation, biological process: transcription elongation by RNA polymerase II. Gene Ontology annotation, cellular component: transcription elongation factor complex. Bases 103 to 351 code for a protein of 82 amino acids. The record is from RefSeq and is a predicted model, not a curated record. Gene Ontology annotation, molecular function: RNA polymerase II complex binding. NCBI's taxonomy places the organism in Eukaryota, Metazoa, Arthropoda, Insecta, Lepidoptera, Nymphalidae. The transcript has 3 exons.